GCCAAAUUCAAACAGGGAACCGAGCCGCGCCGCGGGACGGCGGGGCCGGCAGCGCCGCCGGGGCUCCCUCCGCGACUCUGGACUUAUUCUUCUCAUUUUCAAUGGAGAGUGACUGUACAGAUCAAUAAUGAGGACCAGCCCUUGCAGGCCCUUAAUUCUCAAAAGACGGAAACUGGCCCUUCCACAGAAGGAUGCACCCAGUACUUCAGCAAGAGAUGAGCACAAUGGUCAGGGUCAAAAAACACCUAAGCAGGAGCACAGCCAAGAGGGCCAACAUGACAGCCGAGGUAGAGACAAAAUGGACUCUGGCCUGCAGAAAUUCCCAGCAGGAAUAAAAAUAAUCAACCAUCCUACCAUGCCCAACACACAAGUGGUGGCCAUCCCUGCAAAUGCUGAUAUUCAGAGCAUCAUAGAAGCCCUUACAGCAAAAGGAAAAGAAUGUGGAAAUAAUGGGCCCAACAAAUUCAUCCUCAUUAGCAGCGGGGGCACCUCUUGUUCAUCAGGUUCAGGACCGUCACAGCAUCUCCCCUCAGAGAAACCUGGUGCAGCCAUCAAGGCUGCUGAUGGUCAAGUAAGAGAGAAGAAUGUCAUGCAGACACCUGGGCUUGCAGGAGGGACAACGCUCUGGCAUUCAGGAGUUGAUUCCGUGGUUGCACAGGAACAGGAGAGCAACAGCAGUGGCGAGGCAAUGAGCUCUGUGCUGGAUAAUAGUCUCACUAACAUCCAGUGGUUGGGGAAGAUGAGAACUGAUGGACUAAGUCCCUGUUCUGUGAAGCAAGAUAUGGAGAAAGAGAACCAGAUACCUCUGCAGGAAAAAAUCAAGACUGAAGAAGAUUCUGCUGCUGUUGCCAUUCCUACCUCCUCUUCUUCCUCCUCCUCCUCCUGGCAGGAUUCGGUAUCAGAACGACCUCCUUACUCGUACAUGGCCAUGAUCCAGUUUGCCAUCAAUAGCACUGAGAGGAAGCGUAUGACUCUGAAGGACAUCUAUACCUGGAUUGAGGAUCAUUUCCCAUAUUUUAAACAUGUGGCUAAGCCAGGUUGGAAGAACUCCAUACGACACAACCUGUCCCUUCAUGAUAUGUUUGUCCGUGAGACAUCUGCUAAUGGUAAAAUCUCAUUUUGGACUAUUCACCCUGAUGCCAACCGCUGCCUAACAUUGGACCAAGUGUUUAAGCCGCUGGACUUGGGGUCACCAACAUCGCCUGAGCACUCUGAAUCACAGCAAAAGCGACAUGUUCCAGAUCCCCAGAAGAACAUGGGAAGCAGCAGCAAAACUGAACCCCAGAAUGCACGCCGAAAGAUGAAGCCUUUGCUUCCUCGCAUCAACUCCUACCUGGUUCCAAUUCAGUUUCCUGUGAGUCAGCCUCUUGUGUUGCAGCCUUCUAUGAAGGUUCCUCUAUCCAUGGCACAGGGAGCAUCCCUCAACAGCCCAGAGAGCUUCCAAUGCAAUAAACGCGUGCGCAUUGCUCCAAAGAUGUCAUUCUCUAUGGAUGAGUCAUCCUCUUUGCCUGUGGCUAUUGUCAAGGAAGAGAGUCAAUGUGAUGAAGGCCUAUUUUCUCAAACUUGUUCUCUAAAGGAGAGCAGCUCCCAACCUGGUGAGGAAUUGGCUUCUUUCCCUGAGACUUGCUGUAUAAAAGAGGAGGAGGUCUCACAGCUGGAUGCCUGGUUGUCCCCCUUUGCCUCAACCCUGACUGUAAAGGAAGAGCCAGCCUUGUUCCUCCCAGUCUCAGCCGCAACUGAGAAGAAACAUUUCACCGUAGUGAAGUCACCAUCUAAGAGUUUUUCUGACACGCUAGUUAUAAAGAGACGUGAGAGGGGGGAAAUGAGCAGAUCCAGAAGGAAACAGCACCUAGCACUGCCUUGCUCUGAAGAGCCUGUCCUUAUUUUGCCAGAGAGCAAUGACUUUGACCCUUUCCGGUUAGGGGCAGACUUAUCCUUCCUGCAGGAAAGCCAGCCGCCAGAGAAUGUAUCACAGCUCAGCUGCCUGCAGGGGGAAGAGGGGCCUUUCAAAACACCAGUCAAAGAGAUGUUCAGCAAAUUGCCAGUUUCUUCCACUCCCAGCAAAGUCCCAGCAAAUACUACUCCCCCCCUAGGAGGCCUUGAUCCCUGGAAGUCUGCAUCGUUAGCCAAGGGCAGUAAUGAGCUGGAUUUCAGUCCAGUGAGAACCCUUCAGUUGCCAUUCACGCCCCUCCAGGAGAACCAGGACUUGCUGGGUUUUAACAGUACACCCCUUAAAAAUCCUCUCUUUGAGUCCCCUCGGGAACUGCUCAAUACAGAAUCAAGUGACAUGGUGCAUGGCCCCCUCACAAGCUCUCCAGCUUUUACUCAUGAAUCUACCAAGCAGUUGUCUGUCGAACUGCCAGCUUCUGGCUUUACUGAAAACCGGUCACUCAUGGAGGGCCUGAUCUUGGACACUAUGAAUGACAGUUUGAGCAAAAUCCUUCUAGAUAUCAGCUUUCCUGGUCUUGAGGAUGAAAACUUAGGAACGGACAUUAGCUGGUCUCAGCUUAUACCUGAACUGAAGUAAACUGGCCAGAGGGCUGAAUUUGGCUUAUUUGGUAUUAUAGAAAGCACUCUCCUCCUCCGAGAUCUAUUCACAUAGUCUAAAAAGACUGUCUGCUUUUGAUUAAUUCCCUCAUUUGUGGGAAUACUGGGCACUACUGACUCCUGCUAAGCUGGGAGACAGGCCCAUUGGCUGCUAUGAACUCCCUUUUUGAGCUGCAAUAGACUAUUUAUGUGGGAUAAGAUACCCUCUCUCCAAGGACUCUCAUCUUUAGUACCAGGUUAGAGAGGUUCUUUCAGGAAAACAUCUAGAUAGACCCUGAAUGGCAUUGGCUACUCAAGGGAUCAGAGAGAGAUACUCCUCAGUUAUGUCCAAUAGAAAAGGCCCUGAGAACUUCCUCCUAGCUCUGUCCUUAAUUCCCUUUGCUUUGUUCUCCUCUUAUUUAGCAUCUUUUGUGUAGUUUUAAUGGCUGUAAAUAUUGUACAUUCCCUAAACUAGCUUUUAAUUAUAAUAGUAAUUUUAUUCUUGUAGGAUUAUCAUGGGAAUAUUUGGGCUGGUAAAGGGUUUAACUUAGUCUUGUCCAUAUGUCCCACUUGUCCUAUACUCCUUUACUCUAGAUGAGAGCCCAAAAUACUAUUUUAUUUUUUGACCUAAAAAACCCAUUGGCCUAGGCUGUUUUUAAUGUUGCUGGCACACAGAUAUGAAAAGUCAUCUCUAUGUACUGAGUGACUCAAGUUAAACAGAACCUAGGGGACUAGGUAGAGUCACUGUUGCAGUAAGAUGGGCUUUUACUGAAUGGUUAAACCAGUCCUCAUUAUAUCGUCAAUUGAAAAAAUGUUUUUAAAUAUAUAUAUAUAUUGGCAAGUGAAUGCCAAAAUUUUCACUGAAAAGUGACCUCUGAAAACACAAGGUAUGUUUCUAAGUGCAAUAGGGUGAUUCAUCCCAGUUCUCUAGAACUCAUAUCAAAAGAGGAAAUUGGUAUGGAAAAGACCUAAUCCUUCUGCUUACAGUCAAAUGAUGGCUCACGCAUCUACAUAUGCAAUAAAGUUUCUCUGGGAGCACA
This is a messenger RNA of Oxyura jamaicensis (ruddy duck), 3566 nucleotides long. It is a transcript of the gene FOXM1, whose product is annotated as forkhead box M1. The record is from RefSeq and is a predicted model, not a curated record. Gene Ontology annotation, molecular function: sequence-specific DNA binding; DNA-binding transcription factor activity. The transcript has 9 exons. Bases 128 to 2527 code for a protein of 799 amino acids. NCBI's taxonomy places the organism in Eukaryota, Metazoa, Chordata, Aves, Anseriformes, Anatidae. Gene Ontology annotation, biological process: regulation of DNA-templated transcription; G2/M transition of mitotic cell cycle.